UAAUUUCUGAAAUUAGUGCAGAUGUCGCGAUUAAAAAACCUCUCUCUUCCUCUCCCUCUCUCACUCUCUCUCAUGAGAAACUUCAGAAUAACUUCAGAUAACACUCAACUCGCGGUAUGACUACAAGUUUAUAGGCGCACUUUGGAGUGAUUAUCUAAAGAUAUGUGAUGUACUUUGAACCUGCUGCUGAGGGGGAAUUGAAUUUAAAGCGCUGCAACUAAAAUACUUGUGACACUGCUCUAGUUUUCUAUUUGUAACCAACUAACUCGCCAUCCAAUUUUCGAUCACCUGUCCACAUCAUCAAACCAAGUCUAAUACGCUAACGUAGCGCAUAAAACGCAGAGAGAUGAUUAAUACAGGAAAAUUGGCUGGUCGCACCAUUUUUAUUACUGGAGCUUCAAGGGGUAUUGGAAAGAGCAUAGCUUUGAAAGCUGCAAAGGAUGGUGCAAAUGUCGUUAUUGCUGCAAAAACUGCCGAACCACAUCCAAAGCUGCCGGGUACCAUUUAUACUGCAGCUACUGAAAUCGAAGCAGCUGGUGGUAAAGCUUUACCUUGCAUCGUGGAUGUACGUGAUGAAAAGCAGGUGAUUAACGCAGUAGAGAAUGCUGUCGCCAAGUUCGGUGGUAUAGACAUUCUUGUGAACAAUGCGAGCGCUAUUUCUUUGACAGGUACUCUUGCAACUGAGAUGAAAAGAUAUGAUUUGAUGAAUAAUAUUAAUGCCAGAGGAACUUUUCUUGUAUCAAAAGUUUGUAUCCCAUAUUUGAAGAAAAGCACAAAUCCACACAUAGUUAAUAUAAGUCCGCCAUUGAACAUGAAACCAAUUUGGUUUAAAAAUCAUGUCGCAUACACCAUGGCUAAAUAUGGUAUGUCUAUGUGUGUUCUUGGUAUGGCUGAAGAAUUGAAGCCUGAUGGCAUUGCAGUUAACGCUGUAUGGCCUAGGACAGCUAUAUAUACUGCUGCAAUGGAUAUGCUGUUAAGUUCGGACUCAAGUGAUGUCUCUCGAAAACCUGAAAUUAUGGCCGAUGCUGUUUACACAUUGCUUUGUAAAGAUAGUAAGUCCAUCACUGGCCAAUUUCUGAUUGACGAAAAUAUAUUAAAGAACGAAGGCAUUACUGAUUUGACAAACUAUGCGUGUAAUCCAGCAAACAAGGACAAUUUAAUGUUGGAUUUCUUUUUGGAUGUCGAAGAAAAUAGUCCUAAAGCAAGUAGUGAAGAAACUGGACAAGUGGCAAGUUUAUUUAAAACCAUCAAAGCAAAUUUGAACAGUGAACUUGUUGGCAAAAUUGGUGCCAUAUAUAAAUUCAAUGUGAAAGGAAAAGAAUCUGGUGUAUGGUUCAUUGAUUUGAAAAAUGGAAAUGGUGCUACUGGUAAAGGGGAACCAAGUGAGCCAGCAGAUGCAACUCUUACAAUGGAUUCAGAAAAUUUCUUUGCUAUGUUUUCAGGUAAAUUGAAACCAGCUUCUGCAUUUAUAACAGGCAAAUUAAGCAUCAAUGGAAAUAUGCAGAAAGCAAUGAAAUUGGAAAAGUUAAUGAACAGUUUAAAAUCGAAACUGUGAAUAUAGAUUAUUAAAACAUUAUGAAGUAUAUUUUUAUAUAUUAUAAUAAAUAUAUCAUUAUACAAUAUUCUUAAAAGGCGACCAUAAAUAUUUUAUGUAUUUUAUGUGCGCAUUGUUAGGCUCACCUUUCUUUUUCUCUUUUGGGGGGGAGGGAAUAAGAAAAGUGCGCAUAAAUAAUAGUAAAUUAUUAUGAUGAGCUAAAAUUGAUUACAUUAAUAUUGCAUCUUUGGUUGAAUUGGUUACAAUUGUUUCUAGGAAACAAAACGUUUAUGUUAAAGAAAUUUUGUAUAAUACAAAAUAAGAAUAAUUUUUUUU
Solenopsis invicta (red fire ant) is the source of this 1870-nucleotide messenger RNA. It is a transcript of the gene Hsdl2, whose product is annotated as hydroxysteroid dehydrogenase-like protein 2. The transcript has 8 exons. Gene Ontology annotation, cellular component: mitochondrion. The record is from RefSeq and is a predicted model, not a curated record. The coding region runs from base 347 to 1555 and encodes 402 amino acids. Lineage: Eukaryota; Metazoa; Arthropoda; Insecta; Hymenoptera; Formicidae.